AUGAUUUAUUCGGAUAUWUUAAUCUCAAUAAUUUUAUUUUAUAUUGUCUAUAAAGUGGCAAAGUUUUAUCAAAGAUAUUAUAGUUUACCUCCCGGUCCAUUUCCAAUACCUAUAUUAGGCAAUAUAUUGUCAUUUAAAUCAAAACUUCAUUGGAUUGAAGUUUACCGUCAAUUGUCUCAAAAGUAUGGAUCGGUGUUUACAUUACAUAUGUAUAACACACCUAUAGUUGUCAUCACUGACGCCGACAUCGCUAGAGAAGCGUUUAAUAAAAAUGAAUUUUCUGGAAGACCUGAAAGUUAUUUCGGCAGUUUAUUUAAGACAGACAAAUAUACUGACAUUGGAUUUGCCGAUUACGGCCAAACAUGGGAAGCACUGAGACGUGUCAGUCACGCGGCCGUACAAAAAUACUCAACUAAUGAUCAUCUAUUGGAUGUAAUCGUCGAUUCAGUGGACAAUACAUUAAAAACUAUGUUAGAAAAGGAAGGACCGGAUAAACCUAUUAAACCAUUUGAUUACAUAUAUCUCAUGUUUCUUAACAUUCUGGCCAACAGUACUUUUGGUGAAAAUUAUUCAAUCACUGAUUCUGAGUUUAAUUAUUUUAAAUAUGUUUUACUGGACUUUGAUAAAGAAAUUGAAUACCGAUGGGUGUUAUGGGAGUUCUCACCACUCAUACGAUUGUUUGACUAUAAGUUGGUCGACAAACAUAGGAAACUGUUUGACGACUUACGGCUACUAAUGAUUAAUAAGUUUAGACAACACUAUAUUGAUUACGAACCCAGUAUUGAAAGAGACAUUUGCGAUGCACUCAUUACUGCCAAAAAUGAUGCGCUCCGGGAGGCAAAAGAGUCGGCACCUCAUCUAACGGAUGACAAUCUAGUUAUGACUCUCAUAGAUCUGUUUUAUGCGGGCACUGAUACCUCACAGAAUACCUUUCAAUGGAUACUACUAUUAAUGAGUUACUAUCCUCUGAUGCAAACAAAGUUACGACAAGAGAUUGAAUCAAAAAUUGGUGACCGAUUGGCCCGACAUGAAGAUAGACAACGAUGUCAUUAUGUGAUGGCAUUUAUUGCCGAAACUUUGCGAUUCAGAAAUGUCUUUCCAUCCGGUCUUAUGCAUAAAGCAGUGGUCGACAGUAAAAUUGGCAAUCAUAUGAUACCGAAAGAUACUUCUGUAUUGACAUUUCAGGCAAUUAUAUUAAGAAACAAUGACAACAAGUAUUGGACAAAUGGUCUCGAUUUCAUACCCGAGCGCUUCCUCGACAGUGACGGCCAUUAUAUGACUACUCAUUCGCCGGCAUUCAUACCCUUUGGUGUGGGACGUCGUGUAUGUUUAGGCGAGAAGUUGGCCAUCGCUGACCUGUUUCUAGUUUUGGUCCGAUUUCUACAAUCGACACAAAACUAUGACAUUGUUUUAGAUACUUAUAGCGAUUUGGAUCCCAAUCCAAAUGAUUUGAUUAGUUGCAGACCUAAUGAUUACACUAUUAUUUUGAAAUCUAAAAUCUAA
Oppia nitens is the source of this 1503-nucleotide messenger RNA. Its product is annotated as cytochrome P450 2C31-like. The record is from RefSeq and is a predicted model, not a curated record. Gene Ontology annotation, molecular function: iron ion binding; heme binding; monooxygenase activity. The transcript is spliced from 6 exons. Bases 1 to 1503 code for a protein of 500 amino acids. Lineage: Eukaryota; Metazoa; Arthropoda; Arachnida; Sarcoptiformes; Oppiidae.